Messenger RNA from Paramuricea clavata, 1426 nucleotides. The record is from the annotation of a GenBank genome assembly. Lineage: Eukaryota; Metazoa; Cnidaria; Anthozoa; Malacalcyonacea; Plexauridae.
AUGGACGUUCAUGUAGCAUUUGGAUUAUUCUUCAUACUAGAUUUAUUCAGCCAUGGCAUUUCUGGUAAGAAUACUUACAAUAUUCUGCAUUGUGCUAUCCUAUAUCAUGCUUGAUCUGCUAGUCCAUAUGUUUACAUGAAGAUGUCUGAUCUUUAUUUCUAGCUCCAGUCUUCAACAAUUAUUAUGAUAAUACGCCCAACGAAGGUAUGGGAAACUGUUUGAUCUAUUUUAUUAAAAACAGUAAUACCUAAGGUUAUCUAUGAAUAAAUUUGGUGGAAUUUUAAGAUAAACUUUAUGUUGAUCAAAAGUGAAUACAUGAUGUUGUCUUUUGAAAUCUAUUUUAGGUUACCAAGUAAGCGAUGAUAUCACGGACUCAUAUGAACGUUACCCGCGCAAUGCCCUGCCAAAUCCGAAUUUCUGGCACCGUAAGUUUACUAUUACCUUUCGACAUUUAUAUAAUGGGGUGUGUCCAGGAAGAUCUCACCUGACACAAGGUAGAUCGACUUAUUGACGUGACAGGAAACGUAAUAAAUACAGUUUACAUGCACUACCAAACAUGAACAAACACUAUGUCACAGAGAACAUGACGAAAAACGAAAGACGAAGAAUAUGAAUAUUCACUAAAUGUAUUAAAUCUCAUUGUUUCAAUCCACACUUCACGCAAAACUUAUAUAGACAUAUUUCCAAGAUUGAAAACAACAAUCUGCCGGUGUCAGAUCUAGUCAGGUGAGAACGCUAUAUAGUAUUUAUCAAAGCCAAUGAUAUGUAAGCGUACGCCAAUACUCGUUACAGAGUGUAUCUGUGCAUGCAUGCAUGCAUGCAUGCACCUUGCAUGCACCUGAAUUAAAAAGUUCUAACUUUCUGUAUCACGAGUGCUAUAUUUAUCAGAACACUGAUGGGAUUCAUAUUCGAAUAAGAGUUUCAUCAAUUAGCCACGUACCCAGGCUCUAAUCUACCUUUCUCUUUUCUGUUCCAGUAUGGAUUUCAUGUCUUUAAGCAUGAUUCUCUCAAACAAUAUAAAUAAGUUUGCAUAUUGUAAAUAAUCUUUUAUAAAUUAAAAUUAACGCAAUAAAUUAAAGUAUUAAUGCAUGAAAACGUAGUUUGCGAAUCACAUAAUUAGUUUUAACUAUUGUUAGUACUUAAUAUUCAGUCAUACCUUGUUGAAAUAUCUGUGGACUAAUUUUCAAAAUUUUCAAUUCCACAUACUGUAGUGUCCUUACCAUAUGAUCUAUUUAUAUUUUACGACUUCUGUUGUCAGUUCAAUUGUCUUUCUUUCUUUCCUUAAUUCUUCUUGUUUAAAACAAUAUUUGUAAAUCUUAUCUAGAAUAUCGUUGGUUUACUCGAAGUUUGAUUCCCUCACGUCCUAGACAAGCAUCUAGAAGACAUUAUCAUCUAUUUCAUCUUACUUCCAAACAUCCAAACGCCG